GCUGCCAAGCGGCUCCCCUUCCUCUGUGCCUUGGGUGCCUAUAAAUUGCUCCGGCGCGCGUUUGUCAGCCUCCUCUCCUCCUGGCAGGUGGUACCCAGGCAGAAUUCUGCGCUCAGUCUCUCCGGCGCUGCGCUCCCGGCCGUGCGGCGCUCUCCGCGGCUCGCCAGCUCCUCCGCUCCAGCCCCGAUCCUCCCGGAGCCGACCCGACCGUGCCCCGCGCUCCCCGGGGACCGCCCGCCCCGGGCUCUGGGGCUUUGGGGUGCGCCUCGAUUAGACUUGGGGUGGUUGCAAAGGAGGAAGGAAAAAACACACACCCCGGCACGCGCACAGCCCACCGGCAGCGGACGGGCGAAGUGAGCGAGCGAAAGAAGAGGAGGCGGCAGAAAAAGGCAACUUCAGACGAAAGUUGGUGCGAACUGGCGCAGUCUGCAAAAACGGGAAAGUCGAUCGCGGGCGGCGGCGGCGGCAUAAAAGUGUGAGCGGCCCCGGCGAGAGCGGCAGCGGCGGCAGAGGCGGCUGGCUCUGCGCUCCGGGUGGCCGCGCGGGGGACAGCCACAGGUGCAAGGGGCCCGCGGGAGGCGAAAGGGCGCCCCGCGCACCCUCCCCGCCCCCGCCCCGGCUCGGGACUUCAGCUCAAGUCACUUGGCGCCCGACCUCCCUCCCCAGCCGCAGCCCAGCGGGGGGAGCCGCAGCGGGCAGGAGCGGCCGGCGCGCGCCCGCCCAGGGGACUUGGGGUUCGCAGGGGGUGUUUUCGGCUCUGAGGAGGUCCCCGCCCAACCUUCAAAAUUUUGUCCAAAAGCAGACAAGAGGAUCGCCCCGCGCUGAGCCGGCUGGUGGGCAGCAGGAGGCGCCUGAUCGCCGCCGGGGCGCUGGGGGUGGUGAUGGUGCUGCUGCUGGUCAUCCUCAUCCCGGUGCUGGUGAGCUCGGCCGGCACGUCGGCGCACUACGAGAUGCUGGGCACCUGCCGCAUGGUCUGCGACCCUUACGGGGGCACCAGGGCGCCCAGCACGGCCGCCACGCCGGACCGCGGCCUCAUGCAGUCCCUGCCCACCUUCAUCCAGGGCCCCAAAGGCGAGGCCGGCCGGCCGGGGAAGGCGGGUCCGCGCGGGCCCCCGGGCGAGCCCGGGCCGCCGGGCCCCGUGGGACCCCCGGGCGAGAAAGGGGAGCCGGGCCGCCAAGGCCUGCCGGGCCCGCCCGGGGCUCCCGGCCUGAACGCGGCCGGGGCCAUCAGCGCCGCCACCUACAGCACGGUGCCCAAGAUCGCCUUCUACGCCGGCCUCAAGCGGCAGCACGAAGGGUACGAGGUGCUCAAGUUCGACGACGUGGUUACCAACCUCGGGAACCACUACGACCCGACCACCGGCAAGUUCACCUGCUCCAUCCCGGGCAUCUAUUUCUUUACCUACCACGUCCUGAUGCGCGGAGGGGACGGCACCAGCAUGUGGGCCGAUCUCUGCAAAAACAACCAGGUGCGUGCUAGUGCAAUUGCCCAAGAUGCUGAUCAGAAUUACGACUACGCCAGUAACAGUGUGGUUCUCCAUCUGGAGCCAGGAGACGAAGUCUAUAUCAAAUUAGACGGCGGGAAAGCCCAUGGAGGAAACAACAACAAGUACAGCACGUUUUCUGGAUUUAUUAUUUAUGCUGACUGAUCCUGCAGAAACCAAGCUUCCCGUUCUGAGUCUGAACACUGGAUUCGUGUGGCUAACGUCCGUGAAUCAAGGAUCCCGGGGGAUGCCGAUUGCUGGGCACCUCAGUUGUGUAUAUGUGGGGAAAUCAAAUGCUACCUGACUCACAUCUGUACCACGCCGAAACAUGAUGUAAAAAAUAUAAACGCAAGAUAAACAGAUGUGUGAUCCUCUACCGCCAAAGCAAAUACUCCUUGUUCGUAGUGUCCAUGUGAAUGAAGUCCUAUAUAGAUCACAGAUUUUUAUAGAAAAAUCUAAGACACUGAAUUAUUUCUUCAAUAUAUAUAAUACUUUGGUGUACUGUGAUCUUGCUGCUUUUAUCCAUAUGUCAGCUUUGGUUCUUGUGAGUUUACCUGCUACUUAGGAUACUUGGAGUCCAGUCAUAGUGUGGGGAAGAUUUGAUUCUUUUGUCCUGCAGGAGAAAGUCUAAUUGAAAUAAUGCUGCUUGUCCCCAAAGAAAUUGUUUGCCUUGGACUCUUGUUAUCUUUAGAGCUAGACCUGGGAAGGAUUCAACUUCAAGCCUUAACCUGGAAUUUUCUGGAUUUGAGGGAAUUCCCAAGUCUGUGGUCACUUUCUCAUUUCUUUUUUUCCUCUCUUUUUCUAGUGAUAGUCUUUAAAAGUAGAGAUUGACAUUGUAUCAUAGGAUUACCCUCCUAACUGUGAAAAUGUGUAAUUACGUAUGGAAUUUAGGAAAUCCCCUGUGUGUCCAUUUUGUUGACUGAAUACAUUCAGAUGUACUUGGAAAUUGAGAAAUUGAUUCUUCAGUUAUUAAAUCAAACUGAGGCUUUUUUCCUUCUUUGGAACAAAAGAUGAUUCAUAACCCAAUGCACAAAGGUUUAAUUUGAGCUACUGUGCGUGUCACCAAAGGGACACGAGGUAAGGCCUUUAAAUAGUUACUGCAAGUCUCGGGCCUGAGGUUAUUCCAAAAUUAACAAUUUCACAUAUAACCAAUAUGACAACAAAGUGUUUAUAUUUUAUGCAAAUAUCUGCCACACACACACAAGUAUUAGAUGAAAUGUUUUAUAUGUGUAAAAAAUAUAUUUAUACGGCUUUAGUUCCAUAAGGCACAGUGGCUAUAUAGCCUCAAAAUUUUAAUUUUAGAAAGCGUAUGCAUAUACACAUACUUGCAUCAAUUAUCUGACUUAUUUUGGAUUGCAAUAUAUAUUCACAAACAAAAAUAUAUGGCAUAGCAAAAUAAUGAAUGACUUCUCUUUAAGAGUUAUCCAGAAAAUUCAAUUUUCUUAGGUUUGAAAAGCCCUGCCCUUCACAUGUCUGUAAGUUUAGGAUGUGAUUGCUUUACCAACAUAUGCCAAUGACCUUAACUGCAUUCUCUGGCAGACUGUUAGCUUGAGGACUGCAGAAACCAAGUGGGUCUCCUUUGCAGUAUUUACGAAUUACAUGCAUUUGAGUUAUCAAUAUUUUCUUUUUUCUCGGGUGGCUCGAAGGUGACAGUACAGUAGAUUUUGGGAGUCAUACAAAUCUUUUCUAUGGUGAAAACCCACUGCUAAAAGCCAUCUCUUUAAUCUAAGGAAGAUUAAAAAAUGUAUCUUGAUAAUCCUAACAAUCGCACAACUUCCACUGUUACCAUGAAAAAUCUGUUCUCCUUUCUGUUGCCUUUGAAACUCUUUGACAAGUGGAUUUCAAAAGCGGCGAUGGAAAAAUCUGCUUGUUUUACUGGUGAAGGAGAUUUGCAUUUUUUUCAUUUAAAGGAAUUAGUUUGUUCUCCUGGCUCAUUCCUCUUUGGUACUUUCUGUUCUAAUACUCAGAAAGCUUGAUCAUCUUUGAUCAACAGAAAUAUCUUUUCUUUAGCAAAGCUUGACUUUUCCAAGAGUUAUGCACAGUGUUCCCAGGUGAAGGCAUUCUUUCCUCCAGUUAAAUGUUGUAGUCUGAGUAACUGCCCUGAUUUAAUGAUUAAAAACAGCCCAUUCAUCAAGAAUAAUGACUAAUUCUACCUGGCCUUUCUAAUAUGUAAGAUAACUGAUAAAUGAAUUGCAGUGGAGUUUAUUUCUGUUUAACAAUAUGUAUUUAUCAAAGAGGAAAUGGCAGCAAGGGUUUGGAGAAUUUUUUUGAAGUACUAAAAAAUAUAGUGAGGAUUCAAGCAAAAGAUUCGUUUAGAAACAGCAGUGUACAUCGACUAAGUGUUUUAACUGAGAGUUUUUAAAAAGGCUUUAUUUAUACAAAACUAUCAGGGCUGGAUAUCUUUUAAAGAGUAGGUCCUAAAAUCAGGCUGUCGUUUCCAAGAGAUCUGACCUUUUCUUCAGAUAAAGAAGCAUUAUUUUUCUCUUUUUAGGCCCAAGGAAAAGCAAAAGGUAAAGGAAAUAAAGGGAAUAUAUCUACAAGGCAAACAUUUCUCUCUUUUUGCAUCAUAUCUCAUCAAUUAAUUAAAUUGUGGCCUUUGUUAUUAUAAAUGUAAUGAUUCAUUAAACAAUAUUAUGUAA
Messenger RNA from Nycticebus coucang (slow loris), 4123 nucleotides. RefSeq names its product complement C1q like 3 (gene C1QL3). Gene Ontology annotation, molecular function: protein binding. The transcript is spliced from 2 exons. NCBI's taxonomy places the organism in Eukaryota, Metazoa, Chordata, Mammalia, Primates, Lorisidae. The record is from RefSeq and is a predicted model, not a curated record. Bases 882 to 1649 code for a protein of 255 amino acids.